Messenger RNA from Cordyceps militaris CM01, 1314 nucleotides. RefSeq names its product WD repeat protein. The record is from RefSeq and is a predicted model, not a curated record. The coding region runs from base 1 to 1314 and encodes 437 amino acids. The transcript has 2 exons. NCBI's taxonomy places the organism in Eukaryota, Fungi, Ascomycota, Sordariomycetes, Hypocreales, Cordycipitaceae. Gene Ontology annotation, molecular function: protein binding.
AUGUUUGAAAACCUCUGCACGCUACCGCUCCGCGCGGAUGUGUUCGCGACCGCAUUGCAUCCCUCCGAGCCACUGCUUACCGUUGGUCUCUCGAAUGGCCAUGUGCAGACGUUUCGCCUGCCGCCUAGCUCCUCUGAUGAGAGUGCGGACGGAGAUACCAGCAUGCUGAGCGAUGGGAAAGGUUACCUGGAAACAACAUGGGAAACUAAGCGGCAUAAGGGAAGCUGUCGCUGUUUGGCUUACUCGCAUGAUGGCCGCGCCAUGUACUCGGCCGGCACGGAUGCCAUUGUCAAGCACUUUGACUCUGAGAACGGCAAGGUCAUAUCUAAAAUGGUCAUCCCGACCACAACCAAAAACGCCGAUGCGCCGACAUUGUUACACGUACUAAACCCCCAAAGCUUGCUGCUGGGAACCGACUCUGGCGCGCUACACAUUAUCGAUCUUCGCGAUGGCCGCCCUGGCAAGAAGCCGGCGCAGACGCACUUCCCCCACGCCGACUACGUAUCGUCUGUCACACCGCUGCCGCCGACCGAGGAGAGCACCAGCGGCUUCUCCAAACAAUGGGUCAGCACGGGAGGGACGACUUUGGCUGUCACAGAUGUCCGUCGCGGCGUUCUCGUCCGAAGCGAGGACCAAGAGGAUGAACUCCUGGGUGCCUGCUUCGUGCACGGGCUGGGGCCGAAGAAGAUGAGGGGCAACGGAAUUAUGGCCAUUGGGUCUGGCUCGGGCAUUCUGACGCUGUGGGACAAGGGUGCCUGGGACGAUCAGCAAGAACGAAUUAUUGUUGACGGGGGUAAAGGUGGAGGCGAGAGCAUCGACUGCGUCGUCGCCAUUCCCAAGGAGCUCGGCCUAGGACAAAAGGUUGUAUGCGGUGUCGGUGAUGGCAGUCUGCGUGUGGUGAAUCUCGUUACUCGCGAGGUUGAUCGCUCUAUCAACCUGAGACAUGACGAUCUCGACGCCGUGGUCUCGCUGUCGUUUGAUUGCGAGAACCGACUCAUAAGUGCUGGCGGCCGCACUGUCAAGGUAUGGGAGGAGCUGUCAGAGCUGCAGUCAAGCAAGAACGAAGAGGAGGAAGAUGAUGACGAUGAUGAAGACGAGGAAGAAGAUGAUAAUGAACACGAGGUGGAGGCGGAUGGCAAGGCUGAAAGCUCCAAAAGGGCGGCUGAAAGCGACAGCGAGGAUGACGAUGACAGCGACGACGAGGACGCUGUUGCAGAGAUGAAGCAACGGGCGAAACGGCGCAAGGAGGCGAAAAACAGCAAGCUCGGGCCCAUGGGUGCGCACGGCAUCAUGGGCUUCAGCGGACUUGACUAA